Molecule: messenger RNA, 2394 nt
Organism: Rattus rattus (black rat)
Lineage: Eukaryota; Metazoa; Chordata; Mammalia; Rodentia; Muridae
Gene: Has3
Product: hyaluronan synthase 3
Exons: 4
Coding region: 81-1745 (554 amino acids)
Biological process (GO): hyaluronan biosynthetic process; extracellular matrix assembly
Molecular function (GO): hyaluronan synthase activity
Source: RefSeq, a predicted model, not a curated record
CGCGGCUGCGGGAGCCGGAGGAGGGGCAUGGAGCCGCCGCGGGCCUGCUGAGCACCGGAGCGCGGGCAGCCGGCGGCACGAUGCCGGUGCAGCUGACUACAGCCCUUCGUGUGGUGGGCACCAGUCUGUUUGCCCUGGUAGUGCUGGGGGGCAUCCUGGCAGCCUAUGUUACAGGCUACCAGUUUAUCCACACAGAAAAGCACUAUCUGUCCUUUGGCCUCUACGGUGCCAUCCUGGGUCUACAUCUGCUCAUCCAGAGCCUGUUUGCCUUCCUGGAGCACCGUCGCAUGCGCAGGGCAGGGCGCCCACUGAAGCUGCACUGCUCUCAGAGACGGCGUUCGGUGGCACUCUGCAUUGCUGCCUACCAAGAGGACCCUGAGUACUUGCGCAAGUGCCUUCGCUCAGCUCAGCGCAUUGCCUUCCCAAACCUCAAGGUGGUCAUGGUAGUGGAUGGCAAUCGCCAGGAAGAUGCCUACAUGCUGGACAUCUUCCAUGAGGUCCUGGGUGGCACUGAGCAAGCUGGCUUCUUUGUGUGGCGUAGCAAUUUCCAUGAGGCGGGUGAAGGAGAGACAGAGGCCAGCUUGCAGGAAGGCAUGGAGCGUGUUCGAGCUGUGGUGUGGGCCAGCACCUUCUCAUGCAUCAUGCAGAAGUGGGGGGGCAAGCGUGAAGUCAUGUACACAGCUUUCAAGGCCCUUGGCAACUCAGUGGACUACAUCCAGGUGUGUGACUCUGACACUGUGCUGGACCCAGCCUGCACCAUUGAGAUGCUUCGGGUCUUGGAGGAAGAUCCCCAAGUAGGAGGUGUUGGAGGAGAUGUCCAAAUCCUCAACAAAUACGAUUCAUGGAUCUCCUUCCUGAGCAGUGUGAGGUACUGGAUGGCCUUCAACGUGGAGCGGGCCUGCCAGUCCUACUUUGGCUGUGUGCAGUGUAUUAGUGGGCCUCUGGGCAUGUACCGUAACAGCCUCCUUCAGCAGUUCCUGGAGGACUGGUACCAUCAGAAGUUCCUAGGCAGCAAGUGCAGCUUUGGGGAUGAUCGGCACCUUACCAACCGAGUCCUGAGUCUUGGCUACCGGACUAAGUAUACAGCACGCUCCAAGUGCCUCACAGAGACCCCCACUAAAUAUCUCCGAUGGCUCAACCAGCAGACCCGCUGGAGCAAGUCUUACUUUCGGGAGUGGCUCUACAACUCUCUGUGGUUCCAUAAGCACCACUUGUGGAUGACCUAUGAGUCAGUGGUCACAGGCUUCUUCCCCUUCUUCCUCAUCGCCACAGUCAUACAACUUUUCUACCGUGGCCGCAUCUGGAACAUUCUCCUCUUCCUACUAACGGUGCAGCUGGUGGGCAUUAUCAAGGCUACCUAUGCCUGCUUCCUCCGAGGCAAUGCAGAGAUGAUCUUCAUGUCCCUCUACUCCCUUCUCUAUAUGUCCAGUCUGCUACCAGCCAAGAUCUUUGCUAUUGCUACCAUCAACAAGUCUGGCUGGGGCACUUCUGGCAGGAAAACCAUUGUAGUGAACUUCAUUGGCCUAAUCCCUGUGUCCAUCUGGGUGGCAGUUCUUCUAGGGGGGUUGGCCUACACAGCUUAUUGUCAGGACCUGUUCAGUGAGACUGAGCUAGCCUUCCUGGUCUCUGGGGCCAUCCUGUAUGGCUGCUACUGGGUGGCCCUCCUCAUGCUGUAUUUGGCCAUUAUUGCCCGGAGGUGUGGGAAGAAGCCAGAACAGUAUAGCCUGGCUUUUGCUGAGGUGUGAUAGAACCUUCAAGUAAAGUGGGAAAUGUGCAAUGGGUAAGGGAGGGAAGGGGAAUGGGACAGAAGGGGUGGGAGGGAGGAGGGCGUGUUGUGUUCUAGUUUCAUGGCUGAAAGGACCAAUGUGAAAAGCGAAGACCAGUGACUGGAGUGGUCUGGGUAGCUCUGCUCAGCAGAAGCGUGGCACUGAUUCUGUAGGCUCAGGGCAGAGAGACUUGUAUGUCACUUGGCUGCUUGCCCUUGCACAGGUAGUGAACUCUUGAGAAUCUUACUUCCUUCUGGGAACAAUAGAGAACCCAGAAGUAUGCUAAGCUAAGUGCUAAAUUCCAUCCUGUGUCAACUUCUGAUACAGAAGCAAGCAAUGACAGCCCAUAGACAGUGUCUUCCUCCCCAUGUGAGCAUGACGAGCUGUAGGAGUUGUUACUGGCCAGCCUGGCCAGCUGGUGUCCCCUUCCCUAACUCCAAUUAGCCAUCAAUGCAUUAAGAUUGUGCCUGAGAUAACAAGGCUGGGAAGCCUGACCUUUGGUCAAAAAACAGGGUCUAAGAAGUGGUGCUUUAUGUAAUUAAUAUAUUCCACUCCACAUGAAAACAUCCCAGGGAUGAGCCAAGACACCAGGAGUAAGUACUUAGUUUGGUGGGGUUUUUUUUGUUUU